AUGAAAAUCCGCAUUGAAGUGUAUAUCCAUGUUCGUCGGGACUUCGCGGUCCAGUUAGCACCACUUCUUUUUGCGGACACCACGAUCCUAUUCCGCAGUCGAACGUUGACAGGCCAACCCGUCUGUCCGAACUCGACCGCUCCGCUGAGGUACUUGAAUAGUAUGUCCAUUCUCUCGAUCCACCCGGCGGCUGUGUUCUAUCCGCAGCCAAAUUUGGGGUUUGGUCCACCGGUCGUGUCCCGUAAACGCUGGUCGCAGAUCCCACAUCUUACCAUAUCUUCAAAGCUCCCCGAUAAUCGCAGUAAACCAAUUUGGUCGCUAGGGAGCAGGGCCAUCCCUAAGGCCACUGAAGUUACACUCCGCGGCAGGUGGAGCUCAUGA
Molecule: messenger RNA, 381 nt
Organism: Penicillium cinerascens
Lineage: Eukaryota; Fungi; Ascomycota; Eurotiomycetes; Eurotiales; Aspergillaceae
Exons: 2
Coding region: 1-381 (126 amino acids)
Source: RefSeq, a predicted model, not a curated record